Messenger RNA from Ictalurus furcatus (blue catfish), 1393 nucleotides. Its product is annotated as H-2 class II histocompatibility antigen, E-S beta chain. Gene Ontology annotation, biological process: antigen processing and presentation of exogenous peptide antigen via MHC class II; peptide antigen assembly with MHC class II protein complex; positive regulation of T cell activation. The transcript has 6 exons. The record is from RefSeq and is a predicted model, not a curated record. Gene Ontology annotation, cellular component: MHC class II protein complex; membrane. NCBI's taxonomy places the organism in Eukaryota, Metazoa, Chordata, Actinopteri, Siluriformes, Ictaluridae. Gene Ontology annotation, molecular function: MHC class II protein complex binding. Bases 63 to 812 code for a protein of 249 amino acids.
UGUAGAGUAGCGCUGUAUCAGUCACACUGUACUCAGUGAGAGAUCAGACUCCGAGAGGAACAAUGUCCAAGCUGCUGAAGAUUCUCCUCAUCUUACUGCCUGCAGUCCUGCACACAGCAAAUGGACAUUCCCUGGCAGAGCCCUUUUGGUGCAUCUGGAGUAAAGAGGAUCUCAGUGACAUGGAGCUCAUAGAGUCUUACAUCAUCAAUAAGGUUAACUACCUAGAGUAUAACAGCACUCUGGGGAAGUAUGUGGGAUACACUGAGUUAGGCAUCAAAAACGCAGACAGAUUAAACAAUGACCCUGCAGUGCUGCAAACACGAAAAGCCGAAAUGGACUCUUUCUGUAAGAAUAAUGUUGGGAAUUACUACAACAACAUCCUCAGUAAAACAGUUGAGCCCCAGGUUAAAGUGAAGUUGGUGAAGAAGUCAGACGGCACUCACCCGGCCACACUGAUGUGCAGCGCUUACAGAUUUUACCCUCCAGCCAUCUCAGUGACCUGGCUGAGGAACGGGAAGGAGAUUAAGGGAGGUGUGACGUCCACUGAGGAGAUGGCUGAUGGAGACUGGUACUAUCAGGUCCACUCCCAUCUGGAGUACAUGCCUGAAUCUGGAGAGGAGAUCUCCUGUGUGGUCCAACACGCCAGCUUCACCAAACCCAUGAACUAUAAGUGGGACCCCUCGAUGCCUGAACCUGAUAAGAGUAAGAUUGCUAUCGGGGCUUCAGGGCUGGUGUUGGGGAUCGUGCUUUCAGCUGCUGGAUUCAUCUACUACAAGAAGAAAUCCUCAGGACGGAUCCUGGUGCCGACAUAAAUGCAGGUCUCUGAGCAGAGAAACACUGGAGUGUUUGCUGAAAUGGCUUUAUCUGUUAAACAUCUGCUUUAUUCCUAAUAAUUUGUCCUUACUGAGAAAUGAGACAUUAAUAAGUGCAUCUGAGUCUGUAUUAUCCUUCACCUUCAUGUCGGACCAGCUUUAUGUAAGAUUUUGAUGAAACUGAUGUUAAAUAACUUGAUUUUAGGCUUUAUAAUAGUUCUGGAGUAGAAUCUGAGCUUAGAGACCACAUCCAGUGUGAAAUAAUGUACAACUGAAGGCCUUAUAAUGCACCUGAGAGUUCAAGAAUGAAUUCUUUUCAUUAUUAAAUCACCAGCGCCCCCUACAGUCUGCUUUAACCUGGAACACUUUCUCAGUUUCAGUAACAGUUUAUUAUUUCAUACUAACAGUGAUCUGUACAUUUCUGGUUUUGUAUCAUCACUCACCUAAGUUUUAUUUUAACUGUAAGAACUGGAUUUAUUCUUGAUUCUGUGUGUGUGCUGACUCCUAAUAAACUUUUGGUUGUAAAAGAAAUUGAUGUAAAAAUGUCUAUAAAAAGGAAAUAAAUCGUAAAUUAUAUAAAU